Messenger RNA from Perkinsus marinus ATCC 50983, 771 nucleotides. RefSeq names its product 3-hydroxyacyl-CoA dehydrogenase, putative. The record is from RefSeq and is a predicted model, not a curated record. Lineage: Eukaryota; Perkinsozoa; Perkinsida; Perkinsidae. Gene Ontology annotation, molecular function: oxidoreductase activity. Bases 1 to 771 code for a protein of 256 amino acids. The transcript has 7 exons.
AUGCAAAUCGGCGAGAAAACAUGUUGCAUCGUCACGGGUGGUGCCUCGGGCCUUGGCGAGACUACUGCCCGCGUUCUGGCUGGGAAGGGUGCCAAGGUUGCGGUCCUGGACAUGAACACCGAGAAGGGAGAGGCUGUUGCGAAGUCUAUCGGUGGUUACUUCGUACAUGUUGAUCUGUUGAAUGAGUCCUCGAUCGAGGGCGCAGUGUCAAAGGCUGUCGACUUCCUCGGCGCAGUUCACGUAGUUGUGAACUCUGGUGGAGGCGGCAUCGCCAUACAGGUCAUCAAUCGUGCUGGCGAACCUCACGAUAUCGAGGCUUUUGCUCGAAACAUCCGACUCAACCUUGUAGGAACCUUCUCUGUGGCAGCGAAAACCGCUGCCGUCAUGGCCAAACAGGCACCCGUUACGGAAGAAGGUGAGCGAGGAGUUAUCAUCAACGUGGCGUCAAUCGCGGCUUUCGAUGGGCAGCAAGGGCAGUCAGCCUACUCCUCCAGCAAGGCUGGCGUGGUUGGUUUGGCGCUUCCAAUGGCUCGAGACCUAGCGCCCUAUGGUAUUAGAGUCAACACCAUCGCCCCCGGAAUCAUAAAAAGCCCAAUGAGUGAUCAGAUUCUGCCCAAGGUGCAGGAACGUCUAUUGAAGACGCAGUGUUUCCCAUCACGAUUUGGCCUACCCACGGAGUUUGCUAGUCUUGUUGUGCACAUGGUUGAGAACUCCUACAUGAACGCUGAGGUGGUAAGAAUGGAUGCUGGUCAAAGAAUGGCUAAGCUCUAG